UUCAAAACAAUAAAAUCGUUUUAUAAGACUCACAGAGGCCUAAUGUGCGAUGGAGGACGAAUGGGAGGAAGAAGAACAGCUGGUGGUGGCCGAGCUGUCAGGUAUGAUCGACUCGGACGUGCUGAGGAGGUGUGAGGGCUGGGCUAAGGUGGUGGGUCUGGACAGCGAGCAGCCCGUCCUGCAGCUCGGCCGGUACGUUUUCGCCGGAGAGUACGAGGACGCCGUGGGAACCUGCGUGAUCUUCCAGGAGGACUCUGGAGAUCACGAUGGUACUGCCUGCAGCCCUACGCUCAGGUACAAGUGCCACACGGCCAAGAAGCUCAUGCUCCAGAGAACCUUUCUCUCCGAGAGGAAAGAGGGGGAGUCCGGCUCGCGGGGCAUCGAGGUGCUCUCUCUGAAUGAGGGCGAUGUGUGUGGAAGAGCAAGCACGGUGUGCCACUACGUGCUGGACCCCACUGAGAAGGCGGAGGACCAAGGCCCCGGAAUCAGCGACGAGUCAGACGCUGAAAUGGCAGAGAGGGGACAAACAUCCACAAAACAGGACAGCAUGCUGGACAUUAGCGAAGCAGCAGAGAACGACAGCCACAUAGCCGAACCGACACAGGCUGAGAACACCAGUGUUGAAGAACAACAGUGCUGAGGACCCAGGCCCAUUAUUGGAACACCAGUAAUGACUGAAAUAGCUAUAUCCUAAACAUUUGUUCAUGGUGUGUUUGUUCAUGGAUUCAUAUCAUAAAAAAUGUUCAUGCGAACAGAAGUGAUGCUUCAUUACUACUCACUUAAAAAUAUGGGUUUUCAGGGGUUCUUUAGUAAAUGCAGUGGUUCUAUUUAGAGCCUUGAGUUCUAUAUAGAACCAUUUCAUGCUUAAA
Messenger RNA from Colossoma macropomum (tambaqui), 869 nucleotides. It is a transcript of the gene gtf3c6, whose product is annotated as general transcription factor IIIC, polypeptide 6, alpha. Gene Ontology annotation, cellular component: transcription factor TFIIIC complex. Lineage: Eukaryota; Metazoa; Chordata; Actinopteri; Characiformes; Serrasalmidae. The record is from RefSeq and is a predicted model, not a curated record. The transcript has a single exon. The coding region runs from base 50 to 640 and encodes 196 amino acids. Gene Ontology annotation, biological process: transcription by RNA polymerase III.